Molecule: messenger RNA, 1781 nt
Organism: Anoplophora glabripennis (Asian longhorned beetle)
Lineage: Eukaryota; Metazoa; Arthropoda; Insecta; Coleoptera; Cerambycidae
Product: protein SMG9
Exons: 7
Coding region: 39-1433 (464 amino acids)
Biological process (GO): nuclear-transcribed mRNA catabolic process, nonsense-mediated decay
Source: RefSeq, a predicted model, not a curated record
UAACGUAACCUGUGGUGAAUUUGACGUAAACAAAGAAAAUGUCUGAUUAUGAUCGUAAUAAAUUUUAUCCAAAGAAACAAAUUUUUUCUACCAGACACACUACUACAUUUACAAGAGGUUUCUCUACUGUAAAGUCUGAAGGAAGCUAUUCAAAAUUCGGAAAAGAUUCAAGUUCUAAGGAUACAUCCAACGAGACUCCUAAAAAGCAACCUACUAUACUGAUAAAAACUAGAGAACCUACUGCUGAGGAUGUUGUAGCAUCUCCAAAACGGAUUCAGAAGGAAGAACCAGCUUCUAAUAUUACAAUUGUUCCGUCAGUAAAAGAAAACGAAGUACUAACUCCAACAUUGAAACAGAUGACAAAGUCGGCAAAAUUAAUAGAUGAAGGAAUAUUUAGCACAGAAUCUCUACAGGAGUACGUUCAAGAAAAUAACGAUUUUCUUGUUGUUGGGGUUAUAGGAUCACACGGGGUUGGUAAAUCGACUCUUCUCAACCUACUGAGCCACAAUGAAGUUACAGAGGAAAUAAAAAGAACAGUUUUUAAGUCGGCUAAGAAAGAUGUCGAAGAUGAUUUUGGUGAUAAUGUUAAAAUACUAACCGAACACUUUGAAAAGGUUGAUAUAAAAAACGGUGAGCUGGAAUGGACCGAAAUUUUUAAAAUACAAACUCUAGAGGAUACAGAAAGUAGUUGUAAUGCUACCCAAGGAAUAGAUUUUUUUAUUACAUCUAACAGAGUUAUGUUUUUGGAUUGCCAACCUUUUAUGUCUGUCUCGGUACUCGACGAUUUAAUCCAAAGUGAAAGUAAAAGAACAAAUUUAGUGAGCGAAUUUAUUCCUUUGGAAAACAGCGGUGAAAUUCAAAGUUUGCAAUUGACGGCUUUUUUGAUGUCUGUAUGUCACGUGCUUGUGGUGGUGCAAGAUUGGUUCUUUGACAGCAAUAUAGUUAGGUUUAUUCACACUGCCGAAAUGUUGAAACCAACAAUUUCCAAUCCGGAAGACGAGUUAAUAGAGCAUUUUCCUCAUCUGCUGCUGGUACACAAUAGAGCUCAAAUGGAGGACUUUACUCCGGCUAAAUUUAAAAUUAUGCAGCAGACAUACAAAAUGCUUUUUCACAAAACUAAGCUGCAGAUGAGAUCCAAUAUGGGCCUAGGAUCUGGUCGUAUUAUCAAUUAUUUAAACAAAGAAAAUUGUGGAAGCCCUAUAAACCUGUACCUGAUUCCGGAAAUCGAUUUAGACUCCAAAAUCAUGUACAGUGGACAUCCACCUAUAGAGGACUUAAUUAGGAGACUUAGGGCGAUUAUACUAGGCGCGACGAAAAAUCCGUUAACCCACAUACAACUAACGGAAAAGACUUGGCUCGUGUAUUGCUCCAAAGUAUGGGAUACGGUUAAGAAGAGUUCGUUCUUCGUCGAAUACACAAAACUAAUGCCGUAGAUCUGAUUUUCGCACAACGGAGGAAAUGGAAACAAACAGAUUUAUCAAAAAUGGCAGUAAGUGGUAAUUCAGGAAGUUCACGGCAAAGCGUGGAAUAUCCGCCUACGAUUUCGAUAGUUUACAAAAUGUUUCCACAGCUGGCAGAUUUUCCAUGCUAAGUCCUUUUAAAGGUUCAAGAUUGCAGGAAAAGGUGUAGUAGCAAUUUCCUACACUGUCGAUAACAAAUAGUGUAUGUUGUAAAAAUUGUAUGAGUUUUAUUAAACAUGAUUUUUUACAAUAUAUUUUUCUAGUACAUAACAAAUAUUUUAUAAAGGUCAUUACAAAAGGCUAAUAAAGGUGAAUACACAA